AUGGCUCAUCCUUACGAUCAACAAACAGCUGCAAGAUUUAAAUCGAAAACUCAAAUUGGACUGAAAGCAUGGGGAUAUAGCUAUAGCUUCCUUGAAAAAAGAAGAGUAUCGCCAACAAUUAUGCAAAACGAGAAUCGAGAAAGAGGUUCACGGCACCAAGUAGUUAUACAGCCUCCACAAGAAAACACGUGCAGAAAGAAAAGACGAACUGAAGAUAUCCAGUUUCAAUAUAGGCAGCAUUACAGAACUACAAGUUCUUAUUCUUCAAAAGACGAAAGAGCACUUUUGAAAGAUGUCUUUGAAUCAGAUGAGGCAUACGAGCAGCAACAAGAGUACUUGAGAAAUCUUAAAGUUUCAGGUUACCUGAUUAUCAUAAUAACCUGGAUUCUGUUUGUUUUUUCGAUUGGAACUAUCUUUAAUCUCUGGCAUUGGUGUUUCAACUUUAACCCUCAGUAUAUGAGAAAAUUGAAAUCAAUCCCUUGGCUCAAAGUAUUAAUUGAAGAUAUCAGUCAGCAAAAUGAUAGUGCAGCCGUGCCUAACUAUUAUCUCUAUCUCUUUUUUUUAAGUUUUGUUAUUCUUUGGAUAUGGGCUGUUGCAUCAUGGAUAAGUAUGAAACUAUUUAGGCAUAGUAAAGGUGGUGGUUCCUAA
Molecule: messenger RNA, 648 nt
Organism: Pichia membranifaciens NRRL Y-2026
Lineage: Eukaryota; Fungi; Ascomycota; Pichiomycetes; Pichiales; Pichiaceae
Exons: 1
Coding region: 1-648 (215 amino acids)
Source: RefSeq, a predicted model, not a curated record